Molecule: messenger RNA, 1566 nt
Organism: Fusarium pseudograminearum CS3096
Lineage: Eukaryota; Fungi; Ascomycota; Sordariomycetes; Hypocreales; Nectriaceae
Exons: 2
Coding region: 1-1566 (521 amino acids)
Biological process (GO): phosphoenolpyruvate transmembrane import into Golgi lumen
Cellular component (GO): endoplasmic reticulum; Golgi apparatus
Molecular function (GO): phosphoenolpyruvate transmembrane transporter activity; antiporter activity
Source: RefSeq, a predicted model, not a curated record
AUGGAAAAGUUCCCCGACUUCGUCGACACGCCCUUGGGCGAGUCACCUUCAGACAGCCCUUCGAACACUCCUGGCUGGGCAAAUGGCGCGCCCCCUCGUCCCUCCGAUCGCUGGCUUCCAGUCUCGAAGCAUGAUAGCAACUGGUCGACGGCAUCUCGAGGGCACACAAGGCAAAAGAGUCUCACUGAUGCCAUUCGCACAAUAAGAGGUCGCAAUGGCAGUGUUAGCCAGAAUGCCCAAGAGAUUGCCGACGCUCUACGUGCUCCUGUCUCCCCAAAGCUCAUUAUUCUGUGCCUAAUGUGGUACGCCUCGUCUGCGCUCACAAACACCUCGUCCAAGUCUAUUUUGAUAGCUUUUGACAAGCCCGCCACCUUGACACUGGUUCAAUUUGCCUUUGUAUCCUCGUUGUGUAUCUUCAUGGCAUGGCUAGCGACCAUUUUCCCCGUCUUGCGCACAAAGGUUGCAGCUCUCAAGUACCCAAUUCGAAAGCCGACCCGCGAUGUUAUCAGAACCACUCUUCCUCUCGCAGCGUUUCAGAUCGGUGGUCACCUUCUCAGUUCAACAGCCACCUCCAAGAUUCCCGUAUCACUUGUUCACACCAUCAAGGGUCUUUCCCCCCUCUUUACCGUCCUCGCUUAUAGAUUCGUGUACGACAUCCGAUACCCAAAGACCACUUAUCUUUCUCUGAUUCCUCUGACAUUUGGUGUCAUGUUGGCCUGCUCUGGUAAGACAACAUACGGUGGAGAGCUUAUUGGUGUUAUCCACGCCCUCCUAGCAACUGUCAUCUUUGUUACCCAAAACAUCUUCUCUAAAAAGCUAUUCAAUGAGGCUGCCAAAGCUGAAGCUGAGUCACCGCACUCAAUGUCGAAAAAGCUAGACAAGCUCAACUUGCUCUGCUACUCUUCUGGCAUGGCCUUUCUUCUCACCUUGCCUAUUUGGUUAUGGUCUGAGGGAUUCACUCUCCUCAUGAACUUGUAUCAUGAGGGCUCGAUUGAUCUGAAUGAGCAACCGAAUUCAAUGGACCAUGGACGGCUCACACUUGAGUUCAUCUUUAACGGUGUCUUUCACUUUGGCCAGAACAUCCUUGCCUUUAUCCUCCUUUCCAUUGUUUCGCCUGUUACGUACUCAGUUGCCAGUCUCAUCAAGCGUGUGUUUGUCAUUGUCCUGGCUCUGGUGUGGUUCAGAAGUCCUACAACGCCGAUUCAAGGAGUAGGUAUAGCCCUUACCUUCUUGGGUCUGUACUUGUACGAUAGAACCAAAUCGAGCAACAAGGCCGAUCAAAAAGCCCAAUCAAUGCAGGUCAAGAGAUCAUCAUUGCUCCCUACCACCAACGGCGGCUUGCGGCCUACGCCUAUUACAGAGUCUCCUCAAAGCACCGACCUCAACCCUUACCCUUACCGCGAAGGCUACUUUGGUCGCCCAACAGCAGCGGAGGAUUCCAAGAAGAGUGACGAUAGCGGUGCCCGAAGCCGGACUCCAGCCACUAGCAACGGCUGGCUUCCUCCUGGUACCAAGCAAGAAGAUACAUGGCAGCCUGGUGAUCGAGUUGCUGGUGUCGCAAGAUGA